Messenger RNA from Rhagoletis zephyria (snowberry fruit fly), 1699 nucleotides. RefSeq names its product angiopoietin-2-like. The record is from RefSeq and is a predicted model, not a curated record. Lineage: Eukaryota; Metazoa; Arthropoda; Insecta; Diptera; Tephritidae.
GCUUCUUCUCUAUCAAUGGAAAUGCAAAUGCCUGUUUAGUUCGAAUAAAGUUCCUAAGUUCAAUCAAAGCGCAGUUUUCUAGAAUCAAGCGAUAAGUUAAGUGCCACGGAAUCAAUUCGCAAUUAAAGGCAAAACUGAAUGCUGAAUAAAACAUAAGUCCAAAAACAUGGCUUGGAGAUCAAUCAUUUGGAUAUCCUUUGUAGUUCUUGUGUGGACGAAUUUUGGCACCCCAGCAUUUGGAGAAGACAAUGCUUUCACAGUGCUUUUCGGCAGCGAGGCAACUUUGCAGAAUUUACAGCACGAAGUUGAAAAUAUCAAACAAGGGUUGGCACAAAGUCGUCAAAGGCUUAACAGCAUUAUAGAAACGCAAAGAAAUUUGCUUGCAAAGGUUGUUAACAUGGAAAUCGAGAUAAGGAAGCAUAAUGAGUAUGUAUCAACAAGUAUUAAAAAAUUAUUAUAUUCCGAGCAAAUAAGGUCAGAUGGAAUACAACGUCAAGCGCACAACAAGCAGGAACAAGAGAUCGCAGCUAAUUCUCAGCGAAGAUGGUUGCAGGAAGAAAUCAAUAAAUUCGGAACUAAAUUCCUUGCGACAAUGCAAAAAGAACUCGAUAGUCAACGUCAAUCUCUUGAACAGAAAUUACAAGAAAAACUUGAGGUCCAGACUGAGAAAACGAAGGAGAUGUUCAUACACACAGCCAAUAAUUUAACAGACAUAGUCAACAACUUGAUCAAAUCACAAAACUCAGAGAUACUAAUCGAACCGAGGAAAUCUGCCCCAAAUACACAACCGACGCCAAAGGACAUCAAUUUAAACGACAAGCCGCAAGAUACUUGGCCGUCAUAUAAAACCUUUCUGCAAGAAACAAAUGUGCGAUUCAGAAGGAAUGCUUCCACCGGUUUAUGUGAUGAUGAGUUCAGUACCGUAAUUAAUGCUUGGAAAAUAUUUGAAAACAAUUUGUCUAGAUCAAUAUACUGCUUGAAAGACCCAGCAGGCGGCAAAAGCUGGCGUGUCAUACAACGUCGCCAUAUCGGUGGCAAUGAAUCUUUCGAUCGCAGUUGGUUAGCUUACAAAGACGGCUUCGGCGAUUUAGAUUAUGACUUUUUCAUUGGUUUGCAGGAUAUUCACAGCAUGAUGUUACCAAAUAAGAGUACCGAAUUGUGGAUACAAUUGGGCACAAAAGAUGGACAUAGUCCUUACGAAAUGUAUAAAAACUUCUUUGUAACCAGCGAAGAAAAUGAAUUUCGGUUGAUGUUUGUGUAUGGAGCAAACGGUACGGCUGGUGAUGAGUUCACACCAGUUAUUGAUGAACCCUUCCAAGCGAAGGGAAUGGGUAAUGUGGAUCAGAAAAGUUGCACUCAAAGAAUGCAGAGCGGCUGGUGGUAUCCAACAGAUGGAGAUUUAUGCGGUAGCGGUAACUUGAAUCGCGACUUCAAAGAUAUGAUAUGGGGUGAUUGGAAAAAUAUAGUUUAUACGCAUAUGGCAAUAAGAUACAGUGAUAACCUCGUGAACGUAAAGCAUAAAGUUUUAGAUGUAGAUGAAAAUGAACAAAAGUUACGGAUACAGAAGAUAAUCGAGAGUGAAUUUUCGGGUGGGGAACCUUUAUAAUGAUGUACCUUAUUUAAUGGUUGUGUUAAUAAGUAAUCAUAAAUUUUAUUUUUGAUGCGUUCUUAACAAAUACACGUUAUGAUUGACACCCGC